AUGUUUCCUGUGACACCGGGGGCGCCAAAAACGAGCGCUGCAACAGCUAGUGCUUCAUCAAUGGUCUCAACUGAGCUUUUUUCUGCACGCGGAAUAAAACCGGAACCGGUUCUUGCCAAAUCUGAAACAACGUUCUCUAGCACUGCUCUUCUCGGCCCGCAAACGUCGGUCGAUGCGCACCCAGGGCUGGGCAAGAUCUCCUGCGUCCAAUUCAACUUCAUUGCCGGUCUGCUCUCCGGCUGGAGCGUGACCAGUGCCAAGGCGGUUUUCAGCCUGUUAGCAACCCUGGUGCGGGCGGAGCAGCUGUUUCGCUUCAGUGACAGUACCACCAGUGCCAAUGGUGGCGCAACUCCAACUGCAAGCGCAACCGAGAACAACCUUGCGUUUUUGCUCGUGACCGUCACCUUCCUCUUCGCGGCCGUUUCCUGUACACUGAUGCAGAACCUAGGGAUCUUUUACUUCGGCGCGUUGCAAUCGUUGCCAUCUUUCCACGGCUGCAGCAUUCUGUUCGAGUGCAGCUACGGGCUGGUGUUCUGGCAGGAAUACGGGUUCUACGAAGCGCGGAACAUUGUCGGGGUUUUCGCCGGGUUUUGUCUGAACUUCGUCGGAAUUUACCUGCUGUCGCGCAUACAGAUUCCGGUGAAAAGUGAGGAGCGCUCUUCUGGCUUUUCGGCAUCCUCUUGUGGCGACGAGGCGACCAACAGGAAAAACAGAAGCCGAGGAGAGGAAAUAGAAGAUCAAGUGUAG
Messenger RNA from Amoebophrya sp. A120, 747 nucleotides. The record is from the annotation of a GenBank genome assembly. Lineage: Eukaryota; Dinophyceae; Syndiniales; Amoebophryaceae.